AGAACCAGACAGUGGAACCACCAGGUGGCGGUAGAAGACCGGUAAUAAAAAUUCAUGGGUUUGGCUGCGCAUGCUCAGUUCUAUCUAUGCGGAAAUUUUUAACGGUGUGUGGGGUCAGACCUUGGACCAGGAGCCUCUGGCGAAGUUACAAUGAGCUCAGCAGGCGGCUCGUCUCUGCAGGUCCAUGCGGUUCGGUUCGGCCCGGGUCAGGAGCUGCUGGCGUGUCUACAGGCCUUCGUGGAGCAGAGACGACUCCGAGCGCCGUUCAUCAUCACGUGCGUGGGCAGCGUCACCAGGGCAACGGUCCGGCUGGCCAACGCCACGGCGACAAACACCAACGAGGUGCUGCACCUCAGCGGGCGCUUUGAGAUCGUCUCCCUCGUCGGCACCCUGAACCCGGAGGCCCACCUGCACAUCUGCCUGUCGGACGCCGCCGGGAGGACGGUGGGCGGUCACGUGCUGGGGGACCUGGACCUGUUCACCACAGCAGAGGUGGUUCUGGGCGAGGCGUCCGACCUGCGGUUCACCAGGGAGAUGGACCCGCAGACGGGCUUCCCCGAGCUCGUGGUUCAGCCGCGCUCACAAGCAGAAUAAAGUGCGUCCAGAACCAGAACCAGCUCCAGGCAGAGACAUAGGGUGAAGUGGUGAAAUUAAAAGUCUCUGAUAACAAA
This is a messenger RNA of Betta splendens (Siamese fighting fish), 671 nucleotides long. Its product is annotated as bifunctional protein GlmU-like. Bases 151 to 594 code for a protein of 147 amino acids. The transcript has 3 exons. Lineage: Eukaryota; Metazoa; Chordata; Actinopteri; Anabantiformes; Osphronemidae. The record is from RefSeq and is a predicted model, not a curated record.